AUGGCGCUCGGAAAUGAUAAAGAAGUAAAAAUGGAGGUUGAAAACCCGUCUACUAAUCAAACAGAAGAAGAGAACCGUGUAGAUCCAUUUACUCUGGAAAUCUUGCCUCUUAUAAAAGAAAAUCAGAGUACACACGGUUUACGUCAUGGUGAUUAUCAGAGAUACAGGCAAUAUUGUACAAGGAGGUUAAGACGUCUUUAUAAGACGCUUCAUUUUCAACAAGGUUCAAGGAACAACAUCAAACCAAAGAAAGUGACUGAAAAUGUUGUAAAAGACGUCAAGUUUUUACACAUACCUCUGAUAGAUGCUGAAAGAGCAUGGAGCCAUGCUAUGGAAUUAAAGCUUCUUGCUAACACAGAACCAAGGAAAAGAUUUCAUUUGAUCAGAAGAUUACGUAAUGCUGCCGGYCAUGCUGACAGCUUAGAAAAGCUCUGUCAAGGAAGUCUUUGUGAUGCAAGAACAAAACUAGAAGCUCAGGCUUAUGCAUCGUACAUGAAGGGGAGUGUAAGUUUUGAGCUUCAGAAGUGGAAGGAAGCUUUAGAGUUGUUUGGGAGAGCAAGGACCAUCUAUGAAAAGCUUGCUGGUGCUUUCUCAGAAGAGCACAGGAAUAUGUAUCUUCAAAGAGUUGAGGAAAUCACUCCUAAUAUCAGAUACUGUGCUUACAAUCUUGGUGAAGGUGGCACAGACAUCAAUGAUUUGAUGCAGAUGAGAAUGAGCUCAACUGGUGGUGUCCAAGACCCAGUUCUUGCAGCCAAGAUUGAUGAAGUUUUGGCACAGACUCGAGAGAAAGAAGCAGAGUCCAUGACAGAAGUGACAUGGAGAGGUCGGUCCAUACCUGUCAAGAAUGAGAAAGUGCGUGCAUUUAUUCUGCAUGCACAACAGAUUGCAAGAGAGCUGGACAGUGCAGAGGAUGCGGACAGUAAGAUGAGUAUGUAUGAGGAAUUGUUGAUGGAAAGCAAGGAUGCUUUGCAAGCUGUGAAAGAUGAACUCAAGGGAGAUACAUCUUCAGGAAAACCAAGGUCUCAGAAGAGUGAGACACAGGUAGCCCAACUGCAGUCUCUUCAGUCCUACAUUACCUAUGUAAAACUCAGUAAAACUACUGAUAGAAACUUGCUGAUGGUUGAAGCUAUGAAAAAACAACUUCCUGCAAGUCUGCAAGAUUCUAGUGAGGCUGUUGAGCCUGAUCCAACUAAGAAACUGACUAAACCAGAAGACCUUGUCAGAAUCUAUGACAUUAUCUUACAGACCCUGUCAGACAUGGGUGAAUUACCUGGCGUUGAUGAUGAUAUCGAGAUGAGUAAAGACAUAAGUGCACAAAUACUGCACUUCAAAGCAUACAGGUGUUUUUACAUCGCGAAGUCCUAUUUGCAGGCCAAGAAAUGGCGUGAGGCAGCCAUGUUGUACGACCGCGUGACAAGUCACGCAGAGUCUGCCAUGGAACAUUUUCAGGAAAGUCAAGACUAUCAAUCAAAG
Messenger RNA from Exaiptasia diaphana, 1473 nucleotides. RefSeq names its product signal recognition particle subunit SRP68. Gene Ontology annotation, cellular component: signal recognition particle, endoplasmic reticulum targeting. Gene Ontology annotation, molecular function: signal recognition particle binding; 7S RNA binding; endoplasmic reticulum signal sequence receptor activity. Gene Ontology annotation, biological process: SRP-dependent cotranslational protein targeting to membrane. The record is from RefSeq and is a predicted model, not a curated record. NCBI's taxonomy places the organism in Eukaryota, Metazoa, Cnidaria, Anthozoa, Actiniaria, Aiptasiidae.